Messenger RNA from Corylus avellana, 1525 nucleotides. Its product is annotated as E3 ubiquitin-protein ligase APD1. Gene Ontology annotation, molecular function: ubiquitin protein ligase activity. Gene Ontology annotation, biological process: protein ubiquitination; cell cycle. The record is from RefSeq and is a predicted model, not a curated record. Lineage: Eukaryota; Viridiplantae; Streptophyta; Magnoliopsida; Fagales; Betulaceae.
CUUGCCCCUCCACCUCCAUCAAAAAAUCUCUCCCAAAACAUUUCUUUAUUUUUUUCUUUUUUCCCUAAUAGAGUGGCAAUGUACAGGCCGGUGAUGAUGGCUCCGAUGAGCCACUCGCAGCGGUGGCAGGACUCCUGGAGUCGCCUGCUGGUUCCUCUGACAAUUUGGCUAUGCGUUUCGGUGAGCCUCAAAUAUGGGUAUUACGGGGAUUGCAGUAUGGUGCUUGGACCGAGCUCGUCGCGGUUGAUGCAGGCAAGCUCUGUUUUUGUGGAACAGGUUGAAGUUAGAGACGAUGACAAGAAAGGCGUCCAUUUUUAUGCCUUCACCGACAAACCUGACUUGAGCCACCAAGCAAACUGGAGCGUCUCAAACUAUGUGAUUGUUGGAUCCUACAGCCACAAGGGUUUUUCUUUGUGGUUGAACAAAGGCUCUGCAAUCCGGAUGAGAUGGGAAGCUCCAACUAGUGUUCUAAACAAACUUGAAGUGGUUAUGGUUAAAGGGGAGAGGAAACUCGAUACAUUAUUGCCGAAAUUGACAAGUUCCCCUGAUGCCCUUGCCUUCCAUGAACCAAUCAGUGGUAAAGAAGCAGAGUACACCAUCGAGGAAGAUGACAGGUACAACCUUGGGGUCGUAAACACGAGUCCCAGAAGCAUAAUUAUGAAACUGAGUGUGAAUGUUUCGUCUAUGAUGCAUGAUACUUCAAAAGCUAUGAGUACGUGUUCUACAAUGUCGGGUUCCUGCCGGCUCAGCCUUCUGUUCCCCAAUACUCACUAUGUCAUACUCACCACACCCAACCAUGGGGAUCUCGCUGGAUGGUACAUUGAGCUUUCUUUUAUGGCACGUGUAGUAACAUACAUUGCAAUUUUAGGGUUUAUAGUGAUGAUUGUUUUUCUCAUACUGAAAUACCUUGGAGCCUGCGAAGGUGAGGGUACGAUGACAGACACAGCAGUGGAAGCAGUACGAGAAGUAAGGGAAGUAACUGAGACAGACCCUAUAAUGCGGGUGAAGCCAAAUCCUUACACAUAUGGAACAGGGGAAGAAGAGGAAGAUUCGGGAGCAUCGAGUAGCUCUUCAGAGGAAUUAUACGAUGCAAAAUUAUGUGUAAUUUGUUAUGAUGAGCAACGCAACAGCUUCUUUGUUCCUUGUGGCCACUGCGCUACCUGCUAUGAAUGUGCACAGAGGAUUAUGGAAGGGGAGAACAAGGUGUGUCCAAUAUGUCGACGGGUUAUUCACAAAUUGAGGAGAUUGUUCAACUCUUAGAGCUAAAUAACUGGGCUUGUACAUCUGUGAUUUAUGCUUGGGAGGUGAUUUUGUGGUUGGAAAGAAGGAUUUUAUUUUUUAUGUGGAGAAUCAUGAGUCCAACCCUUCUCAGGUUCAUGGCCUAUCUUGUAAACUGGGCAAAAUGCACUUGAGUUUCUCGGAUUAAGCUGCAUGGAUUUUGAUUUGAAAUUGAAGAGUACAAAGUAUGCAGAGUUCUUUGUUCACAAAUGACUGGUUUAUGUGAUUUUGUUAUCUGAUUUUCAUA